Messenger RNA from Actinia tenebrosa (Australian red waratah sea anemone), 2036 nucleotides. RefSeq lists its product as uncharacterized. The record is from RefSeq and is a predicted model, not a curated record. NCBI's taxonomy places the organism in Eukaryota, Metazoa, Cnidaria, Anthozoa, Actiniaria, Actiniidae. Gene Ontology annotation, molecular function: transcription regulator activity. Gene Ontology annotation, cellular component: SBF transcription complex; MBF transcription complex.
GGCGCCAUUUUCGUAUGCAGAAGAAAAGCUAGGUUUGAUUCCCGUUCAAAAAGAAAGCCGAUCAAGUAUGACUAGGAUCAAAUGUCCUCCCUUUUGCAAACGUAACUGCAUUCAAAAGCACCACGAUUUGUUGCUAGCAGUUUUGAACAUCCCAUCCGAGAAUAAAGGAAGUAAAAAGAACGACAGCAAUGGCGGCUUGGAAGAGUUUGAAUCGGUUGUCCAAAGCUACUUGAAGAAAGGUUGGCAGAAGAACGAUGUCGUGCCAGAUGCAGUAGAAGAUUAUCGGUUCCCUUUAGUACACUGGACUAGUGUACUGGGGAAGACGAAAGCACUAGAAUGGUUGAUAAAACAUGGCUUUGACCCGAAUGUUAGAGCACCCACAACCAAAGAAACAGCUCUCCACAGAAGUUUACUAUGCCUAGAGCUCUCUGAAAUGUUCCUUAAUAGAAAAAUGCUUGAGCGUAAAGUUGAAGUUCAGAUUGACUUACUUAAGAACUGUCUGAUAUUAAAGGAUCGGAGUAUGGAUACACCAUUACAUGUAGUGGCUAGACAGCUGCUAGAAGGACGGAGGAAAGAUCAUUUUGAAGACUGUAUUAAACUCAUGCUCGCAAAGUUAAAAGAAUUUUACCCUGAGCAGUUUAAUGAUAUCAUAAAUGCGCAGAAUUCUGUGGGAGAUAGUGUAGUACAUAUACUUGCAUGCAGUGAAGAUGCCUUCUGUGGGUUGCGGAUGGUAAUUAAUGAAGGAGCAGUUACCUCUACUACUAACAUGGAUGGGAAAACCCCUCUUGACGUUGCGACUGAAAGAGGAUCCAUCAAAGCAACAGCAUUGCUUAAAAGGCUUACAGAUGAGAGGAUGUCAAAUCAAACUGAUGAUGCAGAUUUAAAUGGAGUCACAGAUGAAGCUUCCAAUGAUGAGGAAGAAGAGCAGUCAACAAAAGUAAAUAAAACUUCAAACCUUACACAAGGGAUAUCCAGUGAUUUAGAAUGUUCUUGUAGGAUUAAGAGAGAGCACAAUUACAGUAAUGAACAGAGAUCACAGGAUAACAGCACUAAUACACUGAACUUAGAUCAAAACAUCAAUCUUCUUGGUGCAUUAAGAGCAACAGGGCUGUGGGGUAAUGUCAAAGAACUGGCUAACAAAAAGAAAAAAGAAGAUGAAAAGGUUUUGGCUUCAAAGCUUGAAGAACUGCAAGCCACAAAUGAGGCUAUUGAAGAUGCCAAGAAAGUGGUGGAAGACACCAUCACAGGAAUAACAUCAAAGGAGAAAGAACUCGAAAGAAUCAAGAAAGAGGUAGAGAAGGCGAAAAAAGAGUUAAGCUACAUGGAAAAUGAACAACACAAGUUAAAAAGAAAGAGAAGUUCAUUGAAUAAUGAUUGCAGUGAGCUGGAGAAAAGGCUUCAUUACUGUGACAGCCUCUUGAAGGUACAUGAACCUCAACAAGAAAGCCAAAACUCUUAGUUGCUAUGGCAAUACUGGUUACAGCUGGUAAAUGCUGCUAGUAGCACAGAAAGGGAAAUUUUUAAUUUCCAUGGCAACAGUGGUCCACUUUGAAUGUAACAUGACUGUGGCUGUAACAGGGUCAGAAACAAUGACCACAGGCAUUAGAAAUGGAACCUAGGAACUUCAACACAGUCCUUGAAACUUAAGGUUGGUUUAUUUGUUACUAUGGAAACAGCUGUCGUAUUACCUUGGUUACAGUACAUCUAAUAUAUUAUUCCGCAGAAGUCAUUUUCCAUGCUGUUACUCUGCAGUGCCAUGUUAUGAAAGUUAUGAAUUGAUAUCUGCUAAAGGCCUAGCAGAUGUUUGUUGUGUAUUGAGGAAAAUUAGAAAAGUUUAGUCUUUACUUUUUAAAUAGCGUUUUUAAAGGGGCUGGUUAGUGUUUUUAUGGCCUUGUAACUGCUGGAUAAGAUUUCUACUCAAGCAGAAGAUUCACAGCAUUAGACAGUAGACACAAACUGUGCAUCAGUUUAGUAUUGUAUGUAAAAAUACUAAAAAGUCAAAAAAUAGACUUUUUGUUAGUAAGUCAAGGUGUAUU